UUCUUCUCAAACAUUCACCUCUUUUGAUUCAAUGAUAUUUUCCCCCUUUCUUUGUGAUUUUAUUCUGAUGUUUUUCAGACUCUCUGAUUGCAAAAAGAGAAACAAUUUCUCAGCCACAGUUAUUGGAACUUUCUGAGAACCAACUGUUGGUGCUAAGGGUUCAUGGCAUUAACUGGCUGCUGCAUCAACCAGGUUCGAUGAAGGAACUACACAAUGUGUUGCAGAUUUUAGAAUUCGAUAUGCCUUCAUGGAAUCGAUGCCUGAUAGAAAUUGUGUAUGAGUUUGGAGAAGCUUGGCGGAAGACAAAGCCCUACAAGUUGUUUUCCUAUGAGUGGCUUCAAUGGUCGCGCCUUCUGCAAUAGGUGGGGACAUUUGUUUUGCGUCGAAAAUAACAACAACCAUCAUUUGUUGGUGACUCAACAAUUUUCCUAGUCGAGGUGCAGUAUGACUUUGGAAGUAUGUUGUUGUUGUUGUUACUGUAGUUCAGAAAUGUCCAGAGGUUUUUGGACUUGGAGGAGGCAAUGCUCUUGAUAUGGAAGUUUGGAACAUGGUUUUUCAUCCUGCUAUUCCGGACAUCUUGUAAGGUUAUUUCUUAUGACUUGAAACCCCAUACCGCAGAAAUUGUAUAUGAUUUUGGAGAAGUUCGGCGGAAGACAAAACACUACUUCCUAAAAGUGGCCUCAAUAGCCUCGUCUUUUGUAGCAGCGAGAUCAUAAACUUGGGAGGCGUUAUUUUGGGCCCUAUCAGGAUUGAAAACGCAUUGGCCCCGCUCAUUAUUGCUUGGAACUUCCCGAGUCUCCAAAAAUCUAUUCUAUUUUCCAUAUUUCUAUGUUAUUGGCACUUUGGAUCAACAUGUGACACCUAUGAAUCUGAGUGUUCUUACUACAGAGGAUCUUGUUGAGUCCAACCUCGAGGACAAGGAAGAGUAAUGUUGUGAAUGAGAAUACUGUUGAUUGGGAUGCCACUCAAGAUGAGCAUAUGGGACUGCCAUAUAUGACUUCUAGAAAGGUUAUUCCUCCUAAAAUACUUGGGUAUAACGGUUGGAAAGGGGGAAGUUCACGUGAAGAAGGGUAAAGUUGGCAAAACGGUAGGCACAAGCAUCACGAGUGGAGCAUUGCGCAACAGGCUAUUUGAUUGUUCACGUGGGGAUUGCAUUGGAAAGGGGGAAGUUCACGUGGACACUCUUUCUAUCUCAAUUUCUUUUAAGCUUCUCACCUUCUCCUUUUAUCAUUACCUAUUUUACUGAUGCAUUUUACCUUGUAAUUUCUGAUUCCAGAGACUUUAAUACAUCUACAAAAAAGUUAUUAUGCCCUUCAACCCAUUUUAGUUAGAAAUCAAGAUAUAAUCUAUCAUUUACUUCCAUAGUUGUUUUUACUCAUUAAUGUGAAGAAGAAUUGAUUAAUGUUGUGAAAAUAGAAUAGUUUUCACAUUGAAGAGGAGGGGAUUUCACUUUUUCAUUUCUAAUUAAGAUGAAAUUUGAAUGGAAUCUUCAAUAUUACCAUCUAAUAUUUCUUUCCCAAAAUCAAUCGCUUCUCUUCAAUUAGCCUAAAGCCAAGAGAUUCCUUUCUUCCUCCUAAGCGAGCAAGACCCAGCUGCCACACUUUGGAGAGAGGUAGAGGUAGGUGAUCUACUCCUUCCGUUGAGUCCGAGGCUGAUUACAACUCUGGUAAAGGGGAAAAUUUGAAUCCAUAGAUGCCUAAGUGAUCAGGUUUGCAGGUAUUAUUAGAAUGAAUUUUCAACACAAAUUGUUUGUUUCUGAGGAAAUCGUAAUCAAUAUAUUGAAUCGCUUGCCUCUAAAAUCGCUAGCGAAGUUUGAAUGCGUAUCAAAGAACUGGCAAAAAGUUAUAGCUGAAAUUUACCGUAAUCGUCUAUGGUGGCCUAAACCCUAUCAAAUUGGUUUUUUUUGUGUAGAGCGACGUUCCCAAAGUCGUUUUUUCUUCUCAUCGAAGGAAUCACCACUUUUAGUCGGUGCUAUUUUGGAUAAAUCAAUCAAUUUCAUCGGGGAGAGAGUGUAUAUUAUUUCUUCAUCCAAUGGUUUUCUCCUCUGCAAUAAGCUUAGAAGCAGGCAGAGGGUUUAUUAUGUUUAUAACCCUGCCACAAGGCAGCGUUUGGAUCUCCCUAAAACUCAAAUAUGUAUGAAAGAUCCAUAUGUUGGAUUUACUUGUAAGGUAGAUGAGGAUAACUCUGUCUCAUUUACUAUAGUUCGUUAUGAAACACCUCCGAGUACUUGGCAUGAGCUCCAGUAUUAUUUAAUAAUUGAAAGUUUCUCUUCAGAGACUAAUGUGUGGACUGCUAAUAAACAAAUUCUGGAUGUACCUUUGCAAUUGUACCCUUCCAGGGAUAAGAUCUCCUCAUCCUCGUCUGGUGUAGUCAAUGGAGUAUUCUUUUGGCUUGAUAAUAAUGAAGAACGAAUUACUGUUUUUGAUAGUGUAGAAAAGAGUUUUUGGGCUUACGUAUUACCUGAAUGGAGGACACCGAACUAUUCCAAUAGUUGUUGUCUUGGUUUUACAGGCGGGGAACUCUGUUUUGCUUAUAAUCGUUUGAACAUCAUCACUUGUUGGCGACUCAGCAAUUUUCGUAGUCGAGAUAAUACAGUAUGGGUUUGCAAGUAUGUUGUAGAUGUUACCUAUGUAUUUCAGAAAUGUUCAGAGGAUUUUGGACUUGGAGGAGGCAGUAAUCUUGGUAUGGAGGUUCAGAACAUGGUUUUUCAUCCUGCUCUUCCGUACAUCUUGUAUUUGCAAAUAAGAGGAAAAGUUAUUGCUUGUGAUGUGUCCACGCGUACGGUAGAACUUGUAUAUGAUUUUGGAGAAGCUUGGCGAAAGACCCAAGAAUACAAAUUGUUUUCCUAUGAGUGGCCUCAAUGGCCGCGGCUUUUGUAGACUGUCAACAGGUUCAGAGCCCAAUACUAGCGGUAAGUGAUCCUAGUUUUGAGUUGUGAAUAUAUCGAAGUUCCUGGAUGUAAUUGCUUGGUUUCUCACAGCUCCUGGACGUCUCUAUCUUGUUUAUUUCCUGUCAUUAUCUUUCGGACUGUUGUAUUAAUUUCGAAUUCUCUUACUCAUGUCACUGGAUUUUUCGGGUUGUAACUGUAUUAUUUUGAAUUUCUGUGUUGAUUUAUGGAAGUAUGACUUUUAAGACUUUACUUA
Solanum lycopersicum (tomato) is the source of this 3143-nucleotide messenger RNA. Its product is annotated as F-box protein At5g03970-like. Gene Ontology annotation, molecular function: protein binding. The record is from RefSeq and is a predicted model, not a curated record. Lineage: Eukaryota; Viridiplantae; Streptophyta; Magnoliopsida; Solanales; Solanaceae.